Molecule: messenger RNA, 1982 nt
Organism: Triplophysa rosa
Lineage: Eukaryota; Metazoa; Chordata; Actinopteri; Cypriniformes; Nemacheilidae
Gene: capza1b
Product: capping actin protein of muscle Z-line subunit alpha 1b
Exons: 10
Coding region: 77-937 (286 amino acids)
Biological process (GO): barbed-end actin filament capping; actin cytoskeleton organization
Cellular component (GO): F-actin capping protein complex; actin cortical patch
Molecular function (GO): actin filament binding
Source: RefSeq, a predicted model, not a curated record
GCCCUAUUAUGGUCACGAGCGUGACAGCGCGCGCUACCCAGCAUGCGCCGCGGUGUGAGGCUCCGCCACAGUCAAGAUGACCGACUUUGAGGAGCCGCUUUCAGACGAGGAGAAGGUCCGCAUCGCAUCUAACUUUGUGACCCAUGCUCCCCCUGGAGAAUUCAAUGAAGUUUUCAAUGAUGUCCGGCUUCUCCUCAACAAUGACAACCUCCUUCGGGAGGGGGCAGCACAUGCCUUUGCUCAGUAUAAUAUGGAUCAGUUCGCUCCUGUCAAAUUGGACGGUAGUGAGGAAGCGGUUCUGAUCACUGAGCAUGGAGAUCUGGGAAACGGGCGGUUCUUUGAUCCUCGGAAACGGCAGUCGUUCCGUUUCGAUCACCUGCGAAAGGAAGCGAGCGAUCCUCAGCACUACGAGGGAGAGACCACACUUCGGUCAUGGAGAGACGCCUGUGAUGAAGCCCUUAGUGCUUAUGUGAAAGAGCAUUAUCCCACUGGAGUCUGCACGGUGUAUGGGAAAACUGUUGAUGGUCAACAAACAAUCAUUGCUUGUAUUGAAGGUCAUCAAUUUCAGCCCAAAAACUUUUGGAACGGCCGGUGCAGGUCAGAGUGGAAGUUCACUAUCAGUCAGUCAUCAGCUCAGGUGGUGGGAGUAUUGAAGAUCCAGGUGCAUUAUUAUGAGGAUGGUAAUGUUCAGCUGGUGAGCCAUAAGGAGGUGGAGGAGUCCAUUGUAGUGGAUAAUGAAACCCAGACUGCCAAGGAAUUUGUAAAAAUAAUUGAAAAUGCUGAAAACGAUUACCAGACGGCCAUCAGCGAGAACUACCAGACGAUGUCAGAUACCACCUUCAAAGCUCUUCGCAGACAGCUACCCGUCACUCGUACCAAGAUCGACUGGAACAAGAUCCUUAGCUACAAGAUCGGAAAAGAAAUGCAAAACGCUUAGAACCAACCCGACCCGGUUCUUCCUUCUGGUUCACACGUGGAGCCGGCUUUCAGAACAUCACACGCCGUUCCCUUGGUCGAAGAAGUCUCCCACAAAUGAAAAAAGAAAAACUGUUCAAAAGAGGAUGUAAUUCCAUUCACCUUCCUGUCAUUAAUGGACUUUGUUGGGUCUCAGCUGUUGUAAGACCUUGGAGGGAGUAUUGGAUCUAAAUUAUGCUUUUCUCUUAUUUACCCAUUCAUCAGUCAUUCAAAAAGAGUUUCGUUUUGAUUUUUUUUUGUGAACUGUGACAGCUGCAAUGCUUGUGCAAAUGGUUUUGUGUUGUUUUAAAACAGUUUAUAAUGCCUCACUGUAUCUCCAAACCCGAGUCAGAUAACAACCUCACCUUUCUCCACCUCGUCUGCCUUCUGACAGCCUGGAGAGAUGAGAAUCUUGUCCUGCCAUCAACUAUCCAGGCUGUAACAGGGGAAAGACAUGAGGUUGAUGGGACGAAAAAGGGAGCAGGUUGUGUCUGAGUUUGGAAUGAUCUUCUGUCUUAAGUGCUCUCUCCAUAUCUUUAUCUAACAGUGACUCACAGUCUACCAAACUAAAAUGGUUAAACCAAAAAGACAGAAUAAAUAAAUACAUGGAUAACCCUCUUUGGUGGCACAUACGUACAAAUUACAUCUCGAGUUUCAUAUUUGCACACAAAUUGUGUUUCUGCAUAUAUUUGGGAAGACCAUAGCCUGUUACAGGUACUUUGUGAUGCAUUUUGGGUAUCCACAAUCUGUUGUCUGUACGCUGAAUUUGAGUUUGUUUGUCCCUCCUCUCACCCGGCAGCUUGAGGAGGUAGUCAGUGUUGCUGUUUGCAUGUUUCUGCCACACUGCUUUCACAUCGACCUUUAGUCUUGUUUGUCUCAUCAAAAUUCCCUCUGUAAAAUACACCCUUGAAUCCAUCAUGUAAUACUGGCAUAUUCUGUCUCUUGUAACUUGCCUUUAUUUUUUCAGAUUUUAAAACAUGCAAAGUAAAUAUCUAAUCACAGUAAAUGAAUAACUGGCGCCAAAAUGA